This is a messenger RNA of Ctenocephalides felis (cat flea), 1230 nucleotides long. It is a transcript of the gene Lamp1, whose product is annotated as lysosome-associated membrane glycoprotein 1. The coding region runs from base 154 to 1041 and encodes 295 amino acids. Gene Ontology annotation, cellular component: membrane. The transcript is spliced from 5 exons. The record is from RefSeq and is a predicted model, not a curated record. Lineage: Eukaryota; Metazoa; Arthropoda; Insecta; Siphonaptera; Pulicidae.
CACACAGAGGGAGUGCGACAUAGCCGACGUACGAGUCUGUUUGAAUAUGAUCACAAGCGUAGUCGACUUGUCAUCUCUCAUAUGCUAGUCAUCGGCUGAAGUUUAUGUUACACAUCGAAGGAUAAACAUUAAAGUGACUAAUAUAUUACAAAAAUGAAGUGCCUUGUGUGGUUCAUCGCAAUUAUUGGAGUUUCUUUGGCAGCAGAUUCCUUGUUGCCAAAAGAUGUUGCCAAAAAGUCCACAACAUUAAAGCCGGAUACUACUACAAAGCCAACUGAACAACCAACAACUUCCUCAACUACCACUACGUCAACUACCACCACUCCACCUCCAACUACAACUGCCGCACCUGACACCACUACCACUGUUAAGCCAAAUCCAGGGCCUGAGGUUGGAAAUUGGACGUGGACCGAUAAUAAUACAAAUAAUACCUGUGUUAUCAUUCAGAUGGCUGCUCGAUUGAAUGUUACCUAUUUGGAUAAAAACAACAAAACAGCUUAUGCCUUGAUUAAUGUUCCAACUGAUGCAAAUACAAUUGCUGGUAGCUGUGUGGAUAUGAAGCAGUAUAUUGGAUUACAAUGGCCUAGCAAGAGCUUGAAUAAGUCUAACAGUCUGACUAUGACAUUCUUGCAAAACAAUGCUACCAAAUUUUAUACUCUAUCAAAUAUUUCCGCUGACUUAGCAGCUGAUGAACUUCCAGGCUAUGUUAUGGAUUCUCUAGAUUUAAAAUAUAAUGGAUCUGACAUCUAUGCUCCUUUGUCCAUGUCAUACCACUGCACACGUCAACAGAAGUUGAAUAUGACUGAACCACAAAACAACAAAUAUUUGAGCACAAUUGAACUUUCUCAUUUACAAUUUGAGGCAUUCCACAAAGAUAGUAGCAAGACGUUUAGUGAAGCCCGUGAUUGUGACUCAAUUGACACACCCGAUGUUGUGCCGAUUGCAGUCGGCUGUGCCUUGGCUGCUCUUGUUAUUAUUGUACUUGUCGCAUACUUGGUGGGCCGAAGAAGAAGUCAAUUCAGAGGCUAUCUCAGCAUGUGAAAUGUUAUUGGGGCGCCAGUUCGACUGUGAAUAUGAAAUAUAUGGGAUUGUUUAAAUACCUAACCCUUUUAUUCAAGAUAGAUUUUUUAUAUUCAAGUGUUAUGAUUUUGGUAUUGUUAAGGUAUUUUGUAGGAGAAUAUUCUUUUAAAAUUCAUAAGUAUAAGGCAAAUUAUUCUGAAAUAUUUCUUU